Molecule: messenger RNA, 1811 nt
Organism: Alnus glutinosa
Lineage: Eukaryota; Viridiplantae; Streptophyta; Magnoliopsida; Fagales; Betulaceae
Product: ribonuclease 3-like protein 3
Exons: 3
Coding region: 129-1034 (301 amino acids)
Biological process (GO): siRNA processing
Cellular component (GO): nucleus; cytoplasm
Molecular function (GO): RNA binding; ribonuclease III activity
Source: RefSeq, a predicted model, not a curated record
UCCAAGAACCAACAGUAUUUAUUUAUCUUUUAUCAUCUACAAAAUCGAUCCCACACUGCAAGUUGUAAACCAUCUUCUUCUAUAUAUAAUAUUUUUCCCCUGUUGAGCAAGAACAAGUGAGCAGUACCAUGCCCGCCAUGGAAGCAGAGCAAGAACAACAUGAACCACCACAACGAGAAGAAGAAGAAGAAGAAGAAGCAGUUAACAGAUUAUUACAAAACAUUAACAUACAAGAAAAAGAACAAAGCGGGUCGACGCCCCCGGAUCUCGUCGAGGUUGAGAAGAUAUUGGGAUACAGGUUCAAGAACAAGAGGCUUUUAGAGGAGGCUUUCACGCAUGCUUCUUUUUCAGGGGACGGCGCUUCCUACGAGCGCUUGGAGUACGUUGGUGAUGCUGUGCUUACGUUACUCUUCACCAAGGAGCACUACUUCUUGUACCCGGAUUUGCCACCCGGCCCGCUUACCCAGCUCCGGGCCGCCAAUGUGGACUCCGAGAAGCUUGCUCGCGCGGCCGUCAAACACGGGCUGCAUUCGUUCCUGCGCCACAAGAAACCUUUUCUUGAGGAAAAAAUUCAACGGUUCACACAAGGGAUCUCAGAGUACCCGUUGCAUUCCAAUGGGCUCGUUCAUGUGCCAAAAGCCCUAGCCGACAUUGUCGAAUCCUGCAUAGGGGCGGUUUUCAUUGACAGCGACUCCUCAAUGGACAUUGUGUGGACGGUGGUUAAGACUUUGUUGGAGCCCAUCAUAACUCCGGCAACCAUCGGAACACACCCUGUCACGAGGCUUUACCAGUUCUGCCAGAAGAGAAAUUUGGCAGUGAAGUUUGUAGACCUAUGGAAGGAGUGUACGGCCUUCGAUGUUCUCAUAGAUGGUCAGCACGUGGGAAGAGGUGUCUGCGGCCUCAAGAAGGAGAUCGCGUGUAAUAGAGCUGCCAAAAAUGCGAUGGACAACAUCGACAGAAUAUUCCGUGACAAAGAUCUUUUUCAAGAUCAUGAGUGCGUGAAUGACAACAACGUCGAGCUAUCUGAAGAGUGAUGCUGAUCAUAUGACAGUGUUAAUUAAUUUUUGUUUUUUUUUAUUAUUAUUAUUAAUGUAUUUUUGGUCCAAGUGGUUUAGAGUUUUGACAAAUAGCUCUUUUUUAGUUUUUAAAAGUGAUUAACCACUCAAUUUCUGGAGUAAGUAAAAACGAACAAAUCAAUCAUUACAGUUAGAAAAGUUAAUAGAAUCCGUUAAUGCGCUAACAUCUGGCCGGCCUGAUCCGUGUUGAUGUGGCACAUUAACGGAGGGGUGUCAAAUUUUCUAACGACAAUGACUAAUUUGUUCUUUUUGCUUGCCUUAUUGAGUGAUUAAUCACUUUUUAAAACUCAAGAAACUAUUUGUCAUAACCUCAAACCACAAGGACUAAAAAUGUAUUUAUCUCUUUUUUUUUAAAAAAAAAAAAAUGACUGACUAGGGGUUGGUUGGAACUGCCGCAUCAAUAAUAUUAUAAUAUAGUUGUGGGAUAAAAAUGUAGUUUCGAACAUUACUCGUAAUCAUAUAUAUAUAUAUAUAUAUAUAAAAUAAAUGAGUAAUGUUAGAAACUACAUUUUUAUCCCAUAAACAUUCUACAAUACGAACGUGGCAGAGCCAACCAACUAUUAAUUAGAUCAGUAUUUAUUAAAAAUAUAUAUAUAAAAAUUGAUUAGUACUGACACGUCGACAUUCUACUUUUUAGUAAACAGUUUGCAUGUGGUUGAAAAUUUUAAAUUUCCUCUUAAUUGUAACCUUGCUGAAGUGCUUUGGUUUGAAUGACCAAAACGUGUUUUAUGUUCA